Molecule: messenger RNA, 2514 nt
Organism: Striga hermonthica
Lineage: Eukaryota; Viridiplantae; Streptophyta; Magnoliopsida; Lamiales; Orobanchaceae
Source: the annotation of a GenBank genome assembly
AUGGCGGCAGCAGAUAAGCAGAGUGCUUUGGAUUACAUCAACCAGAUGUUCCCCACAGAGGCAUCUUUAUCUGGUGUUGAGCCCCUUAUGCAGAAGAUACGUAGUGAGAUCCGUAGAGUAGAUGCUGAGAUUUUGACAGCAGUUCGUCAGCAGAGCAAUUCAGGAAGCAAGGCCAGAGAGGAGCUUGCCGCGGCUACUCAUGCAGUUCAGGAACUCAUUUACAAAAUGCAAGAAAUAAAAACCAAAGCAGUGCAAAGUGAGUCGAUGGUUCAGGAAAUAUGCCGUGACAUUAAGAAACUGGAUUUUGCAAAGAAGCAUAUAACUACAACAAUUACUGCCCUUCACCGUCUUACUAUGCUAGUAUCUGCUGUAGAACAGCUCCAAGUAAUGGCUUCAAAAAGACAAUACAAGGAGGCAGCUGCACAGCUCGAGGCUGUCAACCAAUUAUGCAGCCAUUUUGAAGCUUAUAGAGAUUUUCAGAAGAUCACAGAGUUGAGGGAGAAGUUUAAGAGCAUCAAACAAAUUCUGAAGUCACACGUGUUCUCAGAUUUCUCCAGCUUAGGCACCGGGAAGGAGACUGAAGAAAGUAAUUUACUUCAGCAGCUUUCGGAUGCAUGCUUAGUUGUUGAUGCCUUGGAGCCAUCAGUAAGAGAAGAGUUAGUGAAGAACUUUUGCAGCAGGGAACUGACUUCAUAUCAACAAAUUUUUGAGGGAGCUGAAUUGGCAAAGCUGGACAAGACAGAGAGAAGAUAUGCUUGGAUCAAGCGCCGGCUAAGAACCAAUGAGGAGAUAUGGAAAAUUUUCCCAUCUUCAUGGCAUGUUUCAUAUCUACUCUGCAUCCAGUUCUGCAAGUUGACAAGAACACAACUUGAAGACAUCCUCAACAGUCUUAAAGAAAAGCCAGAUGUUGGCACAUUGUUGAUGGCAUUGCAGAGGACUCUGGAGUUCGAGGAAGAAUUAGCAGAGAAAUUUGGUGGUGGGAGUCGAAGCAGAGAAUUGGGAAGUGAUGUUGGGGAAGAUAUGGUGGAAAACAACCAGACUAUUUCAGACAUUCGAAAGAAAUAUGAAAAAAAACUUGCUGCACAUCAUGAAAAUGAGAAUGAGGAUCAAGAAGCCAGCAAAGAUUUGUCAGUGCCUGGUGCUGGGUUCAACUUUAGAGGGAUCAUUUCAUCAUGUUUUGAGCCCUACCUGGCUGUGUAUGUGGAACUGGAAGAGAAGACACUUAUGGAGCAUUUGGAGAAACUUGUCCAGGAAGAAGCAUGGGAGAUUGAAGAGGGAAGUCAAACUAAUAUUUUAUCUAGCAGUAUGCAGGUUUUUUUGAUUAUCCGGAGGAGCUUAAAAAGAUGCAGUGCUUUGACGAAAAACCAGACAUUGUUCAAUCUGUUCAAGGUGUUUCAAAGAAUUCUUAAAGCAUAUGCUACAAAGCUUUUCGCACGACUUCCCAAGGGUGGGACAGGAAUUGUAGCUGCGGCCACAGGAAUGGAUGGUCAAAUCAAGACUUCUGACAAGGAUGAACGCCUGAUCUGUUACAUUGUUAACACAGCCGAAUAUUGCCAUAAGACGUCAGGUGAAUUGGCUGAAAAUGUGUCCAAAAUCGUUGAUCAUCAAUAUGCAGAUAGGAUUGACAUGUCUGAAGUACAGGAUGAGUUCUCAGCAGUUGUAACAAAAGCUUUGGUGACUCUUGUGCAUGGUAUAGAAACUAAAUUUGAUGCUGAAAUGGUUGCAAUGACACGUGUUCCUUGGGGAACUCUUGAAAGUGUUGGUGACCAGUCUGAAUAUGUGAACGGCAUAAACACAAUACUGACUGCUAGCGUUCCUGUACUUGGGAGGCUUCUUUCUCCUGUAUAUUUCCAGUUUUUUCUUGAUAAGCUUGCAUCAUCUCUUGGGCCGCGCUUCUACCACAAUAUAUUCAAGUGCAAGCAGAUAUCAGAAACGGGAGCACAACAAAUGCUGUUGGACACACAGGCUGUAAAAACAAUUCUUCUGGAGAUUCCUUCCCUUGGUAAACAGGUAUCUGCGGCUGCAGGCUACUCGAAAUUUGUAAGCAGUGAAAUGAGCAAAGCUGAAGCAUUGCUGAAGGUCAUUUUGUCCCCACUUGACUCUGUGGCAGAUACAUACUGUGCCCUGUUGCCUGAGGGUACUCCUUCUGAGUUCCAAAGGAUUUUGGAUCUAAAGGGCCUCAAAAGGACCGAGCAGCAAAGCAUACUCGAUGAUUAUAACAAACGUGGGGCCGGGACCUACCAACCUUCAAUAAAGCCCGUUUUUGCACCCACUUCUACUCUCUCAGGUACGCCCACCACCGCCUUAGCCAAUAACAACAAUAGUAGUAGUAGCAGUAGUCUAUCCACGCCAGCUGGCAUCAUCCCAUUGAAGGAAGAAAUAGUGGCACGGGCAGCUGCGCUCGGGCGUGGUGCAGCCACAACGGGCAUACGGCGCAUCCUAGCUUUAACCGAGGGCCGCCAGCCGAACUCAGUUUUCAAUGGUUAUGUUCUCCUUCUCUACUUUCUACUUUAG